AUGGAAAUGAAUCACAACUUAUAAUCACUCUCUAAUUGUUUAUUGAUUAUUUUUACUUAUAUUGAUUACUUGAAAAUAGCAAUGUGUAAAUAAAGUUUGAUUUGCAAAUUGGGGAUUGCAUUUUAUCUAAUCAUUAGAGUGCUAUGUGCAGUAAUUAUUGAUUUUAAAAUCUAUCAGCUAGAAAGCUUGGUGAUAUUAGGUAUAUUAUUCAUAAAAUACACGACUGAGCUUUAUAAUUCAUUUAAGAAUAAUUUUUAAGAGAAGCUUCCUAAAUAUCAAUUGGCGAUUAAAGAGGAUAGAGAUUCUACGCCUCUGCCUUAAAAUGAAUAGAUAUUUCCUUAAAUACAAUAGUAAAGUAAGGUAUCGCUCAACCUUACCCCUUAACAUAACAUGAGCAUAAUUUUACGAGAUCUUCCUAGUGAUAUAAAAUUGAUUCAAUAUUCUAAUUUGACGAAUUGUCAGAAAUUAAAUAAAAGUUUCGACAAAUCAGACUAGUCCAUGUGUUCAUUUUAUUAAAACCUGCUUAACAUUUUUCCUUAAGGAAUUUUGAUUUUAAAUUCCUCCUAAUAAGUUAGUUAUAUGAACAAUAAAUGUGAAAAACUGUUAGAGUGUUAGGGAGCAGAAAAAGUAUUAGAAAAAAUAAAGACUUGUGUGAAUAAUGCAAAAAUGCAACACUAUUAAAUAGAUGAUUUGAAUAGUUUUCAAGCAAAACAACAUCAAAAAUAAAUACAUUAUCAUAUUUUAAAAUAAAUAAUAAGUAUUUUAUCAAAUAGAAACAUUGCAGUUGAUGUAUUGGAUAUUAUGAUAUAGCCAUAAAAAUAUUCAAACAUUCUAGGAUCAAGCUUUGGAGACAAUUACUUAAGUUUUAUGUCAUAAGUUUUUAUAUAUGAAUGGUUUAUCAAACCUGGCUUUAAUUUUUCUAAAUCUUAAAAAAAACUGAAAUUAAUAAUUAUCCCAACUUCGAUGACAGUUCAAUAAUAAGAAUACUUUUAAUCUCAAUCAUAAAUUCAAUGUAGCAGUAAAGUUAUUUUUCAACCAACAACUGACUUUGAUAAUCCUGUACUUCUCAUAAUAAUUAAAAAUAUCACUCAUAAGCAUAAAUUCUAAUAGAUAAGAGAUGAACAAAUUAUUCAUCACAGUCUUAUCAAAUCAUUUUCUCAUGAACUGAGAACUCCUUUGAAUAGUUGUUAGAAUAUGUUAAAUCUAAUCUAGCAAUUUUAGAGUGAAGAAGACUUUAAGACUUGUCUUGGAAUAGCCUAGAAUUCGAUACAAUUAUUGAUUCAUUAAAUCAACGAUAUUUUAGAUUAUGCUGCCAUAUAAUCUUAUUAAUUUUCUUAUCACAUUACUCAAUUCCCAUUAAAUUUGAUUAUAAAUGAAAUAGAGGAACUGUAUAAAUGUUAAAUGAAAUUAAAAAAAAUCAAAUUUAAGAUUCUAAUUUCAAAGAGUUUAAAAGAUAUAAUGAUGCGUAACGACAAGUAGAGAAUAUUAUAAAUAUUAAUUAAUUUAUUAAAUAACUCAAUUAAAUUUACUAAAGAAGGAGGUUGCAUUCAUUUAAACAUUACAGAAAAGGAAUAUUUUUGCAUAAAUAUUGAAGUUAAAGAUAAUGGGAUUGGAAUUGCUGAAGAAUAGUUGAAUUUAAUUAGAAGUAGUUUAUAUGAUACCAGCGAAUUUGGUGCUAUUCUAAAAUAAAAUGCUGAAAUUAAGAAAAAAGGCUUAGGAUUGAGCAUUGUAGCAAAACUUGUACAAGGUUUAACUUAGGCCCAAGAUAAUAAAUUAGUUAUUAAUUCUUUAUAAAAUUAAGGAACUUCAGUUUCGUUUCAAGUUGAAAAUUUGUAAAUUAACUAAAAUUCGUAUCAAUAAUCCUCGAACUUAUUUACUCAAUAAACAGGAAAGUUUAAUUAAUCCGAAAUAUUUUAUACAUUCAAUAAAAUAAAGAUUGAUGAUAAGAUUUCGAAUAAGAUAAAUAACACAUUUACUUAAAUUUAAGAUGAUCAAGAUAACUUAGAAUAAAAUUCAGAAACCUAUAAAGCUACUUCCAGGUUGAAUGAUUUCGAAAUCCAAUAAGAAAUCCUCUUACCUGUCAGUCACGAAUAUUUUCCUCAUAAAUUUAUUUCUUCUUGUAAAGAUUUUUAAGAAAUUGAUUUAGAACACUCUAAUAUUAAAAAAUAAAAAUUAAUUUGCCAAAAGUGCUCUCAUGUUUUAGUUGUAGAUGAUAUACCAUUUAAUUAAAUUGCUUUAAAAAUGAUGCUUAAGCAUUAUAAUAUUGAAGCUGAUUCAGUUUUUGAUGGAUUUUAGGCAAUUGAGAAAGUUAAACAAAAAAUGCAGCAGCAUUGUUAAACAUACCAAAUAAUUUUUAUGGAUAUUGAAAUGCCUGGAAUGGAUGGAUUCUAAGCAAGCAAAUAAGUAAACUUAUUCAAUUUAUCUAGAUUCUAAAACUAACAUAAAACUAAUCUACAAUAGUUAUUUGUUCUGCUUAUGAUACAUAAGAGAAUUAUAUUAAAGGUUCUAAAUUGGGAAUCAAUACAUUUCUUCCAAAACCUGUUAAUCCAAUUGAAUUGAAAGUAGUGUUAGAAAAAUUAUUUCAAUUCUAAGGAUAUAGUUAAUGA
Paramecium octaurelia is the source of this 2606-nucleotide messenger RNA. Lineage: Eukaryota; Ciliophora; Oligohymenophorea; Peniculida; Parameciidae. The record is from the annotation of a GenBank genome assembly.